Nematolebias whitei (Rio pearlfish) is the source of this 2092-nucleotide messenger RNA. RefSeq names its product male germ cell-associated kinase (gene mak). The record is from RefSeq and is a predicted model, not a curated record. Gene Ontology annotation, molecular function: protein serine/threonine kinase activity; ATP binding. Gene Ontology annotation, cellular component: cytoplasm; cilium; nucleus. The transcript has 15 exons. NCBI's taxonomy places the organism in Eukaryota, Metazoa, Chordata, Actinopteri, Cyprinodontiformes, Rivulidae. Bases 47 to 2092 code for a protein of 681 amino acids. Gene Ontology annotation, biological process: intracellular signal transduction; intraciliary transport; protein phosphorylation.
ACAGCUGAAGAGGCUUUUGAUUAAUGAAUCGCGCUUCUGAGAGACGAUGAAUCGCUACACCACCCUGAGGCAGCUGGGUGACGGCACCUACGGGUGUGUGCUGAUGGGACGCAGCAACGAGUCUGGAGAACUCGUGGCCAUCAAGAAGAUGAAGAGGAAGUUUUAUUCCUGGGAAGAAUGCAUGAACCUCAGAGAAGUGAAGUCACUCAAGAAGUUAAACCAUGCAAAUGUGGUGAAGCUGAAGGAGGUUAUCAGGGAGAACGAUCACCUCUACUUUGUUUUCGAAUACAUGAAAGAGAACUUGUACCAGCUGAUGAAGGACAGAGAGAAUAAGAUGUUCACAGAGAAUGAAAUUAGGAACAUCAUGUUUCAAGUGCUGUCUGGGUUGGCUUUUGUACAUAAGCAUGGUUUCUUCCAUCGCGACAUGAAGCCAGAGAACCUUUUGUGCAUGGGUCCAGAACUGGUCAAAAUAGCAGAUUUUGGACUGGCCAGAGAGAUCCGCUCCAAACCUCCCUACACAGAUUACGUAUCAACCAGAUGGUACCGAGCCCCUGAGGUCCUGCUUAGGUCGUCUACCUACAGCUCUCCUAUUGACCUGUGGGCUGUCGGCUGCAUCAUGGCUGAACUCUACACACUCAGACCUCUUUUUCCUGGAAAUAGUGAAGUGGACGAGAUCUUUAAGAUUUGCCAAGUCCUGGGCACAAUGAAAAAGACCGAUUGGCCAGAGGGUUACUAUCUAGCAUCUGCUAUGAACUUUCGUUUCCCCCAAUGUGUGCCCACCCACCUGAAGACCCUUAUCCCAAACGCCAGCAAGGAAGCUAUUACACUGAUGAAAGACCUCCUGCAGUGGGACCCCAAAAAAAGACCCACAGCUAUACAGGCCCUGCGUUACCCUUACUUCCAGGUAGGACAAGUCCUGGGGCCUCGUCCUCAGAGCCAAGAAGUCAAAAAGGUCCAGACCAGGCCGUUGGUUCAGAAGCAACUAUCUGGGUCAAAGACAGAACCCCUUCAGUCUUCCUCUGAGUCCAAAGCUUCCACAUGCUCCUCAAGGACCCAUCAGGAGCAUCAGCCUCUUCAGCAGAUCCCCCUGCCUCAGGUGGACAGCAACUCAGGAGGUCCCAGCCAUGCAAAGGUGGCGUCACUGGGCAGUGAAAACAGUGUGGGGGGUGUCGGGAUGGGCUUCCUGAAGAACGGCCGCCGUCGCUGGGGACAGGCAGUUGCCAAGACGUCAGACAGCUGGGAGGAAUCUGACCAGUCAGAAACCGCUGCCUCCAACUCCAAGAAGCCCAGUCUGGGGAGUGCAGAUGACGGGAGCCCUAAAGAGCACUGCCCACAGCCCACGGAACAAAAACCUCUGUAUUCAUUCAGCACAGUUACCAAACUACCCAACAAUGUUAAAGUUGCACAAAUGGAUCCCAACCUCCCUGGAUCUGCAGCGCGGCAGCACUAUCUCAGCCAGUCACGCUACCUGCCUGGGUUGAUUGGCAAGGGUCAAGCUUCCUCUGGGGAUAAGGAGUUGGGGGGAAUGUCGCUGCGGGAACUGUGGGAGAACUCCUCAAACCCAGUAAACAAACCGCUCGCUUCCAUUGGAAAAUUAUCCGUCACCAGAGCCAACGCAGACGAGAACGCCUCGCAGUCAGAGGGUAGCACACCUGAGAAAAGUGUUGUCAAAGAAAGAAUGCUGGAGAAAAUCGAUCUGUCCAAAGGAAACUUUGUCAACAUCAAAUACAACCUCUCCGGUGGUUACAUCCCUUCUUUCCAGAAGAAGGAGAUUGGCACGGUGGGACAGAGAAUACACCUGGCCCCCUUGUCAGGCCAACACACAAUUGCACCUUCCUCCUCCUCCUCUUCUCCUGAUAAUAAAAAAGUCGAGACAAAAGCCACAAAACUCAAGCCCAUUUCCAGCUCAACACUGAGUGAAACUAACGAAGACUACGAGGGCUGGAGAAGGCAGACGAACAGGACCCAAGUGAAGGAGAGCAGUUAUUCGGCGUUGGGGAAAACCUCCGGGAACCUCCUGAGCAGAGCGCCCGCUGUGCAGCCGGUGCACGGCAGGGUGGACUGGACAUCCAAGUACGGUGGAAACCGAUGA